Molecule: messenger RNA, 5722 nt
Organism: Nanorana parkeri
Lineage: Eukaryota; Metazoa; Chordata; Amphibia; Anura; Dicroglossidae
Gene: AK9
Product: adenylate kinase 9
Exons: 41
Coding region: 37-5715 (1892 amino acids)
Biological process (GO): nucleobase-containing compound metabolic process
Cellular component (GO): mitochondrion; cytoplasm
Molecular function (GO): ATP binding; AMP kinase activity
Source: RefSeq, a predicted model, not a curated record
GAGAGAAAGUGGGAAGACAUCUGCAGUGAUUCCAUAAUGGCUCCUCCAGAUAAUACCCACCUCCCUCCUCUUGCUGAUACGUUUGAUGAGGAUGAAGCUGAGAGGGACUUUCUUGUGUCCAAGCCUACCUGUUUCCUUAUUGUUGGAAAACCAGGCACUGGAAAAGCUACACUAGGGAAGAAGAUCUCACAGUCAUGGAACUGCAUUUACAUUGAAGCCCAAGAAUUGAUUAAUGAACACAUAAAGAGAGGAACUGAACAAGGCAAAAUGAUUCUAGAACUCCUGUACAAAGGUCUAAGCGUUCAGGAUGAAUUAAUAGUACAGAUGAUUGUGGACAAGAUUAAUUCAGAAGAGGUUGCCCAUUACGGUUAUGUAUUUUGUGGACUUCCAUCACUGUCUGAAGAAUAUAUGAAGAUUACUGAACAGAUCAGCCUAAUAAAAAAUUUAAAAUUAAAGCCAGAUGUCAUCAUAAAUAUUAAGUGUCCAGACAAAGAUUUGAGCAAAAGACUGGCAGGACAGAAGCAGGAUCCAGAAACCGGCUCAGUUUAUCAGUGUGAAGACUGGGAUCCAGCAUUUAAAGAGAAAAAUAGAAAAUCCCAGGAAGGAGAAGGAGAAGAAGAAGAGGAAGAAGAGCUUGAAGAAGAGGGAGAAGAAACUGAGAACAUAAAAGAAAUCUUGGAUCGGCUUGUGCAUAGACCUGAGGAUUUCCCUGAAAAUGUUGAGGAACGUAUACGACUUUACAAAGACACUAUACUACGCCCUGUGGAGGAUCUAAUGAUUGAUCAUGACCCUCAAUAUGUAAUAGAACUUGAUGGAAAUAAGAAGCCUGAAGAAUUAUUUGUGUCUGUGUCGGCUCGUCUUGAAUAUUUGAGUCUGCGUCAUGGAGCUGUGGUGAUUAAACUCUACAACCCUGAAGAGGAAGAUUCAACAGAAGGGCUGGAAGAUGAUGAACUUCUGCGGACACUCUCAGCUAACCGUAGAAUCGCCCCAAGAUAUAGGUGGCGUAGAAGCAGAUGGGGCACACUGUGUCCUGUGGCUCUGAAAGAAGGAUAUAUAAAAAAAGGGUUACCAGAGUUUGCUGUUAGUUUUCUAGAUAAAAUAUACCUAAUGUCCUCUGAGGAAUCACUUAAAAGGUUCAUGCAGAAUCCUCGUCCAUUCCUCCUUCCUCCUAUGCCCCUGCCACCCUGUAAGGUUGCUGUUAUGGGGCCAAAGUUUUCCGGGAAAACCACCAUUUGCAAUUCAUUAGCUAAAAAAUACUCAGGAAAGGUCUUUGACAUGUCUGUGCUGAUUUUACCACAUGUUGAGGAAGCAAAACAAAAUGCUCUUGCAAAAGCCCAUGAAGAUGCCACUGAGAAAGCUAUAGAAGCUGUGAAAUUAAAGCUGCAUCAGGAGAAAUUGUUGAAAGAACAAGCGAUGGCAAUGGCAGAUGUUCAAAAAGACACAGACAUACAAGAGGGAACAGAUGAUAUUUCCUCAGCUCAUACAGAUGAAGAGCACAGUGUAAAAGAAAGCGUAGAGAAAUCUGACACAACAGAAGAUGACUCUUCCAAAAAGCAGGCAGUAGUGGAAAUUGCAGAGGAGCAAAGUGUCAUUCAACAAGAUGAAAGCGUAGAGAAAUCUGACACAACAGAAGAUGACUCUUCCAAAAAGCAGGCAGUAGUGGAAAUUGCAGAGGAGCAAAGUGUCAUUCAACAAGAUGAAAGCGUAGAGAAAUCUGACACAACAGAAGAUGACUCUUCCAAAAAGCAGGCAGUAGUGGAAAUUGCAGAGGAGCAAAGUGUCAUUCAACAAGAUGAAAUGGUUGAGGAAGCUAUGAAAAUUGCACGUGAGACUCCAGUAACAUUAGGUGCAGAUGUUUAUGUCAGUGCACUGGAGAAAGCUAUAACAGAGUUCAAUGAAGAAAAUAAAGAGCGGUUUCCUGGUGCCCCAGCUGUUGGAGGAUGGGUAUUAGACAAUUUCCCAAAUUCCCCAAAUUUUUGGAUACCUGUUAGUGAAAAGGGGCUUCUACCUGAUAUUGUCAUUUGCUUAAGGAACGCAGCUGAUAAUGGAAACUGUCUGUUAAAUAGACUGUACUUGUUGAAUAAAGAGGAAAUAAAUAAUAAUAUAAUGCAAAGACUUGAGAAGGAAAGGGCAAGAAAGCUACAGGAAGAGGAAGAAGCAAGAAAAGAACAGCAGGAGAUAAUGAGAUUGCAGUUAGAACAGAAGAAACAGCAGGAGGAAAUGCAAGACCCCUUAGAACCUAUUGAAGAAAAGCUACAAGAUUCCAGUGACCAGCCUCUGUCUGAUAUAGAACAAACGGAUCCUGCUUCUCCAAAAGAUGUGUCACAGCCCAGUUUAGAAGAUGUUGAUCCAUUACAAGAGCCGGAACAACAGAUGGACCCUGUACAAGAAAUUGUUUUACCUGAAGUUCCCGAGGGCGGAUUUCCAGAUGUGCCUGAGAUGGAGCCUCUGAAGGCACUCAUAAACAAAUUUAAUGAGGACUGGCAUCUGCUGGAGCCGGUGUUCAGUGAAGCAUCUCUUCUAAAUGUUACUUACCUGGAAAUGGCUAAUAAAUCACCAGAAGCUCUUCUCCAAGAGUCGGUAACUGCUAUGGAAAAACCAUUUCAGUAUCAAGGAUGGGAAGUAACCACUCAGGACAUAGAUGAGGAAGUAGAAGACAUACAGGCAGAGCUGGAUGCUGAGGAGCAAGAAGGGGAGGGAGAAGAAGAAGAAGGAGAAGAAGAAGAAGGCAAUGAAGAUGCAGAAGAAAAGAAGCAUUACGGAGAUUCCAAACACUUCUGCCCAGUGGCAAUAAAGGACAAAUUUAUACUCCAGCCAGGACUGCAGGAUAAUGCUGCUAUAUACAGAGAGAAGACAUACUACUGCUCAAGCCCUGAAGCAAGAAAGACAUUUCUAGAGAAUCCUGAGAAUUAUGUUGUCCAUAAAGAACCAUUACAGGCUCCACCAUUGAGAGUCCUCUUGAUUGGAACAGGCGGCACUGGGAAAACAGUUAAUGCAAGAUGGUUAGCCAACAAAUUAGGUAUGUUCCACAUCCAGUUUCAAGAACGCCUGCAAGAGAUCAUGCUAUCUAAGCUGGAAAAAAAAGUCGGACCCCACUAUGAAGAAGAAUCAGUUGAGGAAGACACAACUGAUGAAGACAUGUUGCUUUUAUUAGAAAAUGAAAACACAGAGGAAAGUAAAAAGGAGGAAUCGAAGGAUUCAAAGGAAGAGGUUGUUCUUACAUUAGAAGAGGAGGCCAUAAAGUCUUAUUUAACUGACAACGACCCACUACCAACUGAAGUGCUGGACCAGUUUGUAACAGAAUGGUGGACCAAGGAGCCUUUUCGCUCCACUGGAUUUAUUCUGGAUGGAUUCCCAAGCAGCAUAGAAGAAGUCCAGUACAUAGGAGAACGAGGCUUCUUCCCAGACAUUGCUGUAUUUCUGGAAGCAGAUGAGAGUGACAUUUGUGACCGCCUGUUGCCCCCUCGACUCGCUAAAUGGCAAGAACGUCGAAGAAGAAAAGAAGAUCGCAAAAGGAAGCUGAGAGAGAUGAAGAAGAAAAUAAGGGUAAUUGGUAUUGCCAAGAGAAGAGCCGAACUUUUAGCAGAACAAAUUAUAAAUGCAGAAAACGAGGUAAAAAAAGAUCCUGAUGCCAGUGAUGAGGAAGAUGAGGAAGAAGAAAAGGAAGAGGUAGACCCAAUUGAGCAGAUUCUUUCUGAAGAAUUCCCAGAAGAAGAAGAAGAAGAGGAGCAGGAGGAAGAAGAACAAGAGGAGGAUGCCGAAGAGAGAAUGAAAUCUGAGAUUGGAGAAAAAUGUAUAGGUGAUGUUGAAUCACUUCAAACAGUCAAAGAUGAACUUCAAAGCCUAAUGAUACCGUGUGUUACAGUCAAUACAAGCCGUAAAUUGCACAUUGUGCAUUUCCAGCUAUAUGAAAAACUAAAGAACAUAGUGGAAAAUCGAGAAUGUCUGUUUGAAAAAUGUUUUCCCAUUAGCCAGUCCCUUGCAUACAAGAUGCUUCAUAUGUCAUAUAAGCACCCCAGUAUCUUUAGACGAUGGGACCCUGUCAAGCUCGGUCAAGGAGAAGUAAUUAAAUCUUUACAAAAUCAAGAGCAUCCUAGUUUUCCUCUGAUUUACAGGCAAUACAUUUACUUUUUUUCAACCAAAGAAAACAGGCUCGCAUUUAUGAAGAAUCCCAUUAAAUGUAUCCAUCAGCUGAAGCCUAAACCCUCAGUGCCAAUUAGAAUUGCAGUCGUUGGACCUCCCAAGUCUGGAAAAACCACAAUUGCCAACAUGUUUGCUAGCACAUAUGGCUUACAGCGACUGUCAAUGGGAGAUGCCAUUCGGUCGGUGUUAGAAAAUCAGCCAGACACAGAGCUUGCAUCAGACAUAAAAAGUCUUCUUGUGAAGGGAUUGGCUGUGCCUGAUGAGCUUGCAAUCAAAUGUCUAGAAGUAGCACUGAUGGAUCCAACAUGUAACACAACAGGGGUUGUUCUGGAUGGAUAUCCAGCAACUGAACAACAAGCUGUCCUUCUGCAAGCCUGCAGCAUAAUCCCAAUAAAGAUCUUUGAAUUAGAAAUACAAAUGAGGGAGAUUUUAUACAGAGGACAACUGGACAAAAAGGAAUCAAAAAGGCCGUACCCUGUACAUGACAGUGCACAGAUAUUAACUGUGCGAAACUCCAAUUAUAAGCAGGAGAUCCAACGUAUUAAGGAAUAUUAUGUGAUGCAACAUCAAAACUGGUGUGAAGUAGAUGCCACACGGAGCAAAUGGUGGGUGUCAAAUCAAAUUGUUGAAGAAGUCCGGGUAAGCAUCAAUCAAGUGCAAACCUACAUGGAAAGAACAAUGGAAGGUAAAGCAGCUGCUAUUGCUGAUUUCUGCAUCACCCACCAAGAGCUGGUGUCUCGCCUGGGAGAGUUUGGACAAUACUGUCCUGUAAGCCUGGCACAAAGAGGAGAGCUUGUCGAUUGUUCGGUAACAUCAUCCCUGCAGUUUGCAGCUGAAUUCCGUGGACACUACUACAAGAUGGCUUCACAGCAUGAACUAUCUGCCUUUUUACAAGAUCCGGAAUUAUAUGUUCCACCAUUAGCACCACGCCUGCUUCCGCCUCCUGAGAUGUUACCAAAGAAACUAACAGUGGCUGAUGUGAAGGCUAGAUUCCCAAAAAAUGCAGAAAUGAAGGGCUACUGUCCAGUUACCUAUGUUGAUGGGAAGAAAAGGUAUGAAGCUCUUCUCCCUGGAAGCAUUGAAUAUGCUGUGGAAUACAGAGAUAAAAUCUACAUUUUUGAAAGUGAAAAAAAGCUGCAAAAAUUCAUGAGACUCCCAGAACAGUAUUGCAACCACAAACUUCCAUCUAAACUGCCACCAAAGAUGGAGCCAAUUGUUCUAACAUCUCUUCCUUUAACUGGAUAUCUGGAACAGGGAGUAGCCACUGCUUUAAUAAAGGCUUUAAAUGAUGUAGGCUGUUUAAAGCCUAAGUAUCCGUUUCUAAGUGUAAAACGAUCUGCUUUGCUUUAUAUUGCUUAUCACCUCAAAGCAUACAAUUCACGCAAUUCAGAUUAUAUACGGAACAAGUACAGGAAGAAGAUGGAGAAAUUUGUGGAGUGCUGUGAGCUGAUCACUUAUCUGGGAGACAGGAUGACUCGCAAAUAUAAAGAACCUCAGAGAAGAGCUAUUGAUUUUGACUUCAAGAUGCAGUCUUUUCUUUCACUGAAAAAUGUGGAUCCAACAUGUAUUUAAAAAGUGA